Molecule: messenger RNA, 312 nt
Organism: Coprinopsis cinerea okayama7#130
Lineage: Eukaryota; Fungi; Basidiomycota; Agaricomycetes; Agaricales; Psathyrellaceae
Exons: 2
Coding region: 1-312 (103 amino acids)
Source: RefSeq, a predicted model, not a curated record
AUGGAAUCUAGCAGUGAUGGGUUGCUACAUUACAACUUGAACUACAUCGAAGCGGUUCAGAAGGGGCCACCAUCGUCAAGUUUGUCAGGUUUCGGUGACUGGCUGAGUGAUGUUGCCCUCCCCGACGGCUUCACCAUCUGUUGUGCGGCCUCAGGCGCUAAUCGCACCUUCCGCGAGAAGCAAAUUUCCUUCUGGAAUCUGCUUCGAAGCUUCUCUCGAGCAAAGAAGCGAAGGUCCUCUGUCGCAAAGCAAAUAAAUUCCCUCGGUGCAGCCGAAGACAAGGACCCCGUGUCAGAGGUGGUCCUACUAUGA